This is a messenger RNA of Lytechinus variegatus (green sea urchin), 1173 nucleotides long. RefSeq lists its product as uncharacterized. Lineage: Eukaryota; Metazoa; Echinodermata; Echinoidea; Temnopleuroida; Toxopneustidae. The transcript is spliced from 6 exons. The record is from RefSeq and is a predicted model, not a curated record. The coding region runs from base 150 to 1001 and encodes 283 amino acids.
CACAUGCUAGAAUCCCCACUUAAGCUUGCGAUAUGACAUUGUGCGCAUAUUAAUGUGGUCUCACAAAAGGACCUACAUUUUGCAAAAUACUGUACUAUACCGUAUUGUGAUUUGAAUACUAUAUUGCGUGUAGCUGUUCAUGGCGUAACAUGAACACAUCCCUAUCUUCGAGUGAAAUCAUUCUCUUGCAGAGUCCGACCGGUACUAUGACGACCCCGACACCGUAUCACUUUGACCCUGCCUCUCAGCAGGUGAUCAACUCCUUACCUUCCAAACACUUGAGCCAUCGUCAAGCCUCAGAAGCUAUUAAUGCUGCAGCUGGUAGGAUUGCUUCUUCUACUGAACAAGGUCGUACUUCAAUGAGGAAUGGACUGACUUAUGAUCAGUUCCUUGCUGGUCUUUUAUACAGCGAAGAAACAAUGUUAGUGAGUCAGUUCAUGUACUUCGACUAUGUGAUGUUUAAUCCUGAGCCUCAAUCACCACCUCGAGCUAACAUGACAUCUGGUCGUGCUUUCCUUACUAAUCAUCGUCUUCUUCUCCUAUCAGCUGAGGUUUAUCAAGGUCUGAGCUUGGUAACUUUGACCCCUGGUCAGGACAAGAAACCUUCAGGUUACACGAUCACAGGAAAGGCUUCAGAUAUUCUUCAUUAUCAGAGUAUCCCAUUGAUCAAUAUCCACAGUGUGGAGUUGAAUGCAUCAGUUGGUGUCCAGUCUGUCGAGACUGUCAUGGGAUUACGGCCAUGUUGCUGUCUGGCUCUGUGUAGCUGUACAGGGAUGGACGAUUGUCUGAAGAGCUGGUCAUCAACUUCACAGUCUCAAGGAGUUAGUACAAACGAAAGAGUGUUGACCAUCGGAGUUACAAUGCCUCCAUGGAAUCACCGUUACAUGAUCAAACUUCAUCUCAACGGCGGUGUUCCGAUGGCCUUGGUCAAGGAAUAUAUCGUUGCAUUCUCUCGUUUUGCACCCAAUAUCACCACCAAGGCCCAAUCUGCUGCUUUCUAGGUCACUAUAUAAAGUGCAUUCAGUUGUUGUCAUGGCAAAUAGUUUAAGCAGUUUUCACAGUCAGUCGUUUUGGCAAUUUCAUAUAGUCCAAGUUCCAAUCAAUAUUGAAACAAGUCAUUAUAUAGGGAAGUUCACCCGACCAAAAGUUGAUUGUAAAAAGUAACAAAUUUUU